AUGGCCUCACGAACUGCCGCGAAGUCAGAUGACACCGCAGACAACUCGAUUGGUAACAUCACGGGGAGCAAUGCGGUCAAUGUUUUGCUGGGCAUGGGAAUCAGCUGGACCAUUGGGGCUGCGUAUUGGGCCCACUAUGGGGUGACUGACGAAUGGAAGAGACAUCAGACCACCGCUGGUAGCUAUGAAGCGCUCUACCUGGGCAAGAAUCCCGAGGGUGGCUUCAUCGUGGUUGCGGGUGCUAUCUCAUUCUCCGUGUCCGCGUUUGCCGUGCUGGCCAUGCUCUGUGUCGCGCUGUGGCCUGGGCUUAUAUGA
Molecule: messenger RNA, 315 nt
Organism: Symbiodinium pilosum
Lineage: Eukaryota; Dinophyceae; Suessiales; Symbiodiniaceae
Source: the annotation of a GenBank genome assembly